AUGUUUUUAGUAUUUUUUUUGAUAUAUCUUUUUUCUAUUAAUGCUUCUUCAAAUAAUAAUUUUACCAAGUUGCAAGCAGUUGGGGCUAAAGGAAAACUUAUGUGUUCUGGUUUUCCCAUCGUUAAUGCGAAAAUUAAACUUGUUGACGUAGAUAUAUAUCCUGAUAAAAAUGAUUUACUGGGUGUUACGGUAACUGAUGAAGAUGGUUUUUUUGAAAUUCGUGGUGCAACAAUUGAAGAAAUGGAAAUUGAACCAAUUUUAAAAAUUUAUCAUUAUUGUGGAAAUACUAAAAAUACUUGUGCUAGAAAAGCGACAUUUCAUAUACCACCUAAAUAUAUUCAUGAUAUUAGUAAAAAGUUAUACUUUGAUAUUGGUACUAUUAAUAUGGAAAUUGGAUUUAGGAAUGCUGAAGAAAAAGACUGUAGACAUAAAAGAAGCUUUGAAAGAAUGAAUAUGAAAUCAAAAAAACAUUUAUAUUACAAUAACAUUCAAUAA
Strongyloides ratti is the source of this 495-nucleotide messenger RNA. RefSeq names its product Transthyretin-like family-containing protein. Bases 1 to 495 code for a protein of 164 amino acids. Gene Ontology annotation, cellular component: cell surface. The record is from RefSeq and is a predicted model, not a curated record. Lineage: Eukaryota; Metazoa; Nematoda; Chromadorea; Rhabditida; Strongyloididae. The transcript has 2 exons.